ACGAAGGCAAUCAUAGCAACCAGCAUGGCGACGGGGAAGCUUUGCUUCGCCGGUCAUCUGCUUAUAAGCUCAUAUUAGGCUGCUACCUCUAGCUACGUUAGUUGAUUAUCUUUCAGCGGUAAAAUGUUUACAGUUAAGUACCUUGUAGUUGUUGUUGGAUGUAUCCAACCUCUGCCGUCGCUACCCCAGAAUAUUUUUUGAGGAAAAUGGGAUACGCUAAGUAUUACAUUACCAUGGACUCGAGAAUAGGGAGUUCUUCAUCUGGAGUGGGGUGCAGCAGCCCUGGUGUGAGAGGACAGACUUUAAAAAGUAGCCCUUUCUGCCCUCGCUCCUCCAGCAAGUUAACACAGUCCAUUGUUAAAGACCACAUGGUGUCUCAUUACAAAAAGGUUUACUCAGCUAAAGCUGCCAUUGAUGCAUCAGUACCAAAAAGCUUGAUACACAGUGUAAAAUACAAUGACCAGAUCAGACAGGAGCGGUUGAGGAAAGGGGCUCGUCCUCAGUCAGCCCACUCUCUUAGCAGAGCCUCCUGCUCCUCGGCCCAGAGUAGAUUAUCUGUGCAGUAUGAUGACAGCACCUACCUCUGCUCAAGGAGUUCCACAGUAUCCAGCCCAAGGUUCAGCUCCUCCUUCCAUGCCAAGGAGAUAGUUUAUCCAUCGUAUAAAGUCGGUUCUCAGAACCAUUCUCAUCACAUUCGCCCAGCAUCAGAAAUAAAAUACCGUAGCCCGGAGGCAACUUCACACAGAAAACAGUCAGCGUGUUCACUGGGAGCUUCAGGAGAUCAAAGUUGCUACAAGACUUUCCAGGACCCUGUUCAGAAGACGUACAGCGGAGACUUGCUCCAGAAACAUUCACAGCACUUUACACAAGAUAAACCUUUCACACCUAAGACCCUGAAAUCAGAAAAGAGUUCAUACCUGUCACAGUAUCGCUACUACAGAGCACCAUGGAGGAAACCUACUCAAGAUUGCACCGACUCAAGAUUGAUGCGACAGGAGACAUAUCAUGGAAGCACAAAAACCAAGGAAUGCACACAGGAAUUUAAUGAGCCAUCUCAGGGAUUUAAUACAGAGCAUGAUUGGUCAGAAGAUGAGUUCAAUGGCACAUAUUUCUCAGCAUCUAGACAACAGAGUCGAGCAAACAAGAGCAGAGACCAUGAGUUCUUUGACUCCUCAUCCAGGGUCUCAUCAGAAGGUGGGACAUCUCCCAUUAUGAAGAGUGUAUCUGCAGAGGAAGAAGAAUUAAUGUACCUUGAAUUCAUUUCUGCUGUAACAGAGGAUAUAUUGUCCAGGGGGCACAUCUCUGACAGGUUCCUAGACCGGGUGAUAAAGCGCCAUAUUGACAUGAAUCGGCAUCAGCUUGAUGUGGGUAAAAUGCACCACCUUCUGGAAGUGCUGCGUAAAGAUUUUGAAGAGCCAAUCAUUACAUCUACCUCCAGUACAAAGCUUGAAAAAAAUGAGAAUGCUCUGCUUGAUUCAUUCCUACCACAACUGGAAUCAGGGGGGAAACAAGUGAAGACCAAAAAGGACAAUAACCUGUUCUCUUAUGCGUCACUAAUUAAAUACUGUGAUACGCCAGAUUAUUUUGAUCCCCUAUUGGGGUCUACACCCUUAUGCUCUCCUGAAACGACUGCUGCCUCACAAACCAAAACAAAUGAAAAGAACGGAGAAGAUGACAAUGAGGAAACGGCCAUUAGCUCUCCUUGGCACAGUGAGCAUGUUUUUGAUAAUACAGGAAUCACUGAAGAGGACCAAAUAAGCACAACUGAGAUAAACAAAGAAGUCAGCCAUGAAACCCAUGAAUGCACCACUAUAACCAGUGAAGAAGGAUUUCAUCAAGACCAAGCUGCAGUCAGUUAUGAUGGACAAUCUAAAGAGGUUGAGGAUCUGGGGAGAAGAUUGUCAGAGUCGCUUCAUGUAUCCAGCAAUGUGGAGACUGCCACUGAGCAACAUACAAAUAUCAUCGCCUCUGUCAGUGAUGAUGAGUUCUGAGUUUUUCUUGUAUUCAGGGAUUGAAUGUCCUUUUGUUACCAAGUGAGUGUUUUUCCAGAGAGAAACAGAACAUUUAAAAUUUCUGAAAGUAUAGUUUUGUAAAUGUGAUUUUACACUGGUUGUGUUUUCCAUGUUUUUAACAGCCCCACCAAUAUGCUGUUGUAGUUCUAUCCAAUUUAUUUUUUUACAAAAGCACAAUGACAUUUUCACACAAGCAAACAGGGUUUUGCGAUGUCUCAUUUAGGAUAUUGUAAAGUGGGAACACACAGCUCCAGAAUAAUGCUCUAAAUUGUUUCUAAAUUAUUGCCCAUGGUAACUAGUAUGAUUAGCAAAUUUUUAUAGGAUAGUCCAUAGCACUACACCGAUGUCAGAUGUGUGGAAUAAGUGGUAUCCUUUUAGUUUGAGCGGAUUGCAGUGUGCCCAGUCAGUCUUAACUAUGGUGAAACUAUAGUUUACAUACUUUUGUUGUAAAGAAACUUGUACAUUUUCCAGUGUGUUUGACUUGACAUAUGCCUCUGAGAUGUAGCUACUAGGAGUUGACUGUCACCAGAAAGUGUCUUUACAAUUGCAAUACAUUUUCUAUUCUUCUGA
Perca fluviatilis (European perch) is the source of this 2582-nucleotide messenger RNA. RefSeq names its product spermatogenesis associated 7 (gene spata7). The record is from RefSeq and is a predicted model, not a curated record. Lineage: Eukaryota; Metazoa; Chordata; Actinopteri; Perciformes; Percidae. Gene Ontology annotation, cellular component: photoreceptor distal connecting cilium; axoneme; ciliary basal body. Gene Ontology annotation, biological process: protein localization to photoreceptor connecting cilium; microtubule cytoskeleton organization; photoreceptor cell maintenance. The coding region runs from base 159 to 1991 and encodes 610 amino acids. The transcript has 12 exons.